Molecule: messenger RNA, 1054 nt
Organism: Drosophila pseudoobscura
Lineage: Eukaryota; Metazoa; Arthropoda; Insecta; Diptera; Drosophilidae
Exons: 2
Coding region: 157-867 (236 amino acids)
Source: RefSeq, a predicted model, not a curated record
UCGAUUUAGAAAGUACUAACAGUGAAAGGAAAAUUAUUUAUACGAUCCCGAAUCAUCGAAUGCACUACUAAACUUCGCAUAACAAUUUGUCGGCUUCCAAAAAGUUGUUCAAUCAAAAUUUCGUAAAUUCCGUAAAUCCAAAAAUCGGUUUCAAUCAUGGUUUCGUAUUUGGUGAUGUUUUUCACGGCCUGCCUGCACAUCGGGCUUCAGACCAACAUCUUCGUGAACAUCGAUCAGCCGAUCGCGGUGCCGGGGAACUUGUGCGCCAGCUUCAUGAUGUACUGCGGCUUUCUGUACUUCCUGCAGGACAUGGUGCUGCUGCCGCAGCACUACAAGCGUCGCAUGUUCUGGCCGAUGAGCUUCUUGAUCGAGCUGACGCUGAGCAUUGCCCUGAUGGAGGUGCUGCUGCUGUUCCUUUGGGCCCGCAUCGAGCAGCUCAUCUGUCUGUGGGUGAAGGCGGCGCUUUGCUACUACGGCAGUUUGGAUGAAGCGGACUACGACAAUCACGAGACGACCAUUGUGGGAGUCCUGGUCUCACUCAUAGCGGCGCUCUUCUGGAUGAGUGCCAUUAUGGCCACGGAGGAGUCCGAUGAGGAGCAGAUGGAGCUAAGGGAUUUAGAGCAGAAGCAGAAGGAUCUAAAGAAACAGCAAGAUCAAUCGCUGAAGGAGAAGCAGAAUCAAUCGCUGAAGGAGAAGCAGAAUCAAUCGCUGAAGGAGAAGCAGAAUCAAUCGCUUAAGGAGCUGCAGGAUCAAUCCCCAAAGGAGCAGAUAGAUCAGGAAGAAUUCGAGCAGCUGGAGGAGAGCCUCUUAGCGCCUUUAAACUAUGUAAUCCUUGCCGAUGGGGAGCCCCUGUCCUCGGAAACCUAAAGGGACAAUACAAAAGAAGACUAGCUGACAAAAAACAAAAAACACCCGGCGAUGAAUAUUCACCUCCUAGAAAACCCCGAAAUUCCAUAAUUUUUUCAACUAAAAUGCAAGGCAGAAAAAUAGUUCUUGGCUUACAUAAUGCAAAAAACCAUUCAAAUAUUGAAAUUUAAUACAAUUAUCGAACAAC